UCCUAACAUCAGUGCAGUACACUGUGCACUACCAGCAGCAGUUGCUUCACGACCAGUAUGGAUGGAUGGACUCUGUUCUUUGUUCUUCUUCUGCCACUAACUGUGUGUUUUGACAGCGAAGUGACUCUUGAGAAAACCCUGGGGAGCAAACCAGAUGUCACUCCACUAUGCAGUAAUACUACACCCAUCGUACUGAUAGUAUGUAACAUCAAGACAGAGAGGAGCAGAGGAGAACAGUGUCGUCUACUGUAUCGACAUGGACAGAGCUUUAACAGUAGUUGUGACUCCAGGUUCACACUUAAGAAAGACAAUGAGACUAUAUUACUCCACCUGAACAGUUUAACACCAGAGGACAGUGGGAACUACUCCUGUCAGUGUGCAUAUGAUGGUGGAACAAAUAUUGUCCAUCUCAGUAUCAUUGUGGAGGAUUCCGAUUCUAUACAUUCAGAGGAGGAAGAGGUCAGCAGUCACCCAGGAGGGCUGAUCCCAAGUGCUUUGACUGCUGUAACUGUAGUCCUCAUUAUAACUGGAGUUAUCCUGGGAUUUAUCCACAGAAGAAUACAUCAUGGCAGAACACAACUAGGGCCACAGAGCAGUCAUCCAAACCAGGAGCUGCAAGACAUUGAGCCGUACGGCACCUUCAUGCGGAAAGAAAGUGGACUUUAUUCAACCUUUAAUAUGCCCAGCUCUAACAUUAAUACUAAUAAUUCAAACAUGUCUGUCAGAAAGGACACGAAUUCGGGGAACUUUUUGUAGAGCUCCAGUUUACACUGUAUCCAUUCCCACAUGAUGCAUGUUUUAGAAUUUAAUUACAAGUGAAAUUAGAACUGUUGUCCACAAGGUGACACUCUUUUGCUUUGAGAAAUGUAUAUCAGGUAUUUUAUUCAUCUGUACUGUAUUUCUAUCAGGGCAUUUAAUUAUUUUUUUCACUAUAGUCUUUUUUUUUUAGUUUGGUGACUUAAAAGGAGUACAGUAAGAUGUUCAUGAUCAACUAAUUAUUUGAUAAAUAACAUGUUAAAACAAAGCUGAUUCCUCUCAGCCAUUUUUAAAAAUCCAAAUAAUAUUCAUCCCAUCCCUAAUGCUAAUGCAGGUUAUAAUGAUCAUUGUAGCUUUAUUUUUUUGUCUU
Seriola dumerili (greater amberjack) is the source of this 1126-nucleotide messenger RNA. RefSeq lists its product as uncharacterized. Lineage: Eukaryota; Metazoa; Chordata; Actinopteri; Carangiformes; Carangidae. The record is from RefSeq and is a predicted model, not a curated record. The coding region runs from base 58 to 756 and encodes 232 amino acids. The transcript is spliced from 5 exons.